Messenger RNA from Anoplophora glabripennis (Asian longhorned beetle), 513 nucleotides. Its product is annotated as pecanex-like protein 1. The transcript is spliced from 3 exons. Bases 22 to 465 code for a protein of 147 amino acids. The record is from RefSeq and is a predicted model, not a curated record. NCBI's taxonomy places the organism in Eukaryota, Metazoa, Arthropoda, Insecta, Coleoptera, Cerambycidae.
AACAGGGGUAGUUUAGUCUCGAUGGGAAAACCUACCAGUUCAACGUUAGCCAGUUUAGCCGGCCUCUUCAGGGAGCGCGACGACAGGGCAGUGUCACAGGCCCCGGAUGCACAAGCGAGAGCAGAUGAAAGAUUAGGGGAUAUAAACGAUACCGAGAAGGAGUUUGUGUCUUCAAGAGUCAGAAUAAUCGAUCCAAAUUUAGUAUAUGACGCAAUUAAUCUUGGAAGAAGAAUAGACGUAUCGUGGCCGACGGAGUAUAUGAGGAUUAGAGGAGGGAGAACGCAUUGGAAGGAUUGGGUUCCCGAGACUGGUAUGGAAGGACCGGUAGUGCACAAAUGGGUCCCUUGCCACAAAGACCCAAACAAAAGAUCUCACGUAGACCGAACCAUAUUAUUAGUACAGAUCGACGACAAAUUUGUUCCUAUCGCAGAAAGCGGUGUCCAAGAUUUGGGCCCUGAAGUAUAACAUUUACUUCCCCGUGCAAACCUAGUAGAUAAUUGGUUUGAGCACAGA